GGAAAGCAUGCGCGCGGAGAGGAAGUCAUGUGACAGCAGAGCCGGCCAAUGAGAAAGCGGCUCAGCCCCCCUUUUCGGUGGGGGAGACUUGCUUCGGAAGGCGAGGGAGGCCGCUGCUCAGACUCGGCCGGGGCAGGAUGGCUCCCGCGCGGUAUUGCGUCCCUGGUGGGUGACUGGGAAAGCCGGGGCGGGAGGAGGGAGGCGUCCUGGCUGGGUGCAAAAACGAGGUCGCGCUAUUGAAGUUCUUCUUCUUUGGUGAUCACUCGUAGCCGAGUGUGAUUGUCUUCCAUGAACACGGUUUUAACAGUGAGUCCGUAAGUGACUGUGGAGGCCAAUUCUGGAUCCGCACGUCCUUCCACAGUGGGGACAUUGGUUUCCGGACGGGAGUUGAUACGGUGAGGGUUUGCCAAGCGUGCCUUCCUCUUAGCAAGUUUCUCCCUUGCGUUCUGAGUUCGAGUGUCUUCAAAGCCCAUGACGCCUUUGGUAAAGGCUGUUCUCCAAUUGAAGCGCUGGCAGGAAAGUGUUUCCCAGUUGUCCAUCUUUCCCAUAGGGCUUAGUGGUGCAUUGUGCCAGGGUGCCGGCCUCUUGGGUGCCCCAGCGAGUUGGGGAGCUGUGCGGCUUUGCCAGCGGCCUCCCCUUUCCCUGCACGCCUGACGGCUACACCCCGCCAACCAUAUGGCUGGCGGGCGUGCAGCCUGCUUCCCGAACCUCAGCGGGAGGAGAGCGAUCCCUGCAGAGGCUUAGGAUGGAAGCUGUGCCCCGCCAACCAUAUGGCUGACGGGUGCACAGCUUCCCUCCCAAGCCUCUGUGGGGAUUGCUCUCUUGCAGCAGCUUGGGGGAGAGUUGCGCUCCCCCCCCCCAUGGCUGGCAGUGCUCAGCUUCGCCUGCCCCCCAUCAGUGGUAAUGUGGGGGCGCUGGGCAGAUAUUUGCACCCCGGGUGUUUAUACUACAUUUUUAAAGAUUUGCCUUGAGAGAGUCUUUAAACCUCUUUUGUUGACCACCAGCAUUAUGCUUUCCAUUUUUAAGUUUGCAAUAGAGCAGUUGCUUUGGAAGAUAAUCAGGCAUCCGAACAACAUGACCAGUCCAACGAAGUUGAUGUUGAAGAAUCAUUGCUUCGACACUGGUGAUCUUUGCUUCUUCCAGUACACUGGCAUUAGUUCGCCUGUCUUCUCAAAUGAUGUGUAACAAUUUUCAGAGACACCAUUGAUGGAAUCUUUCGAGGAGUUGGAGAUGGCGUUUAUAAGUGGUCCAUGUUUAUAACUCCAGAUAGCUCAAUGGGAGAGGUAUCAGGACAGUCCGUGUUCAGGAUGGCAACAGUGGCAAACUGCAACGCAGUUGUGCAGCCGGGUAAUAUUAGGAUUUGUGCCUCCUCUCCCUCCUGCCCCCUUUUUAAACCAUAGGAAAGUUUUUAAUGUUUGAUACACACCUGUUAACAGCAUGAUGAGAGUCAAUAAAUAGGGCUGGGGGUACAUGAAUUGGUCCUGCUUUUCACUAUGACAGCUUCUCCUGCUGUGUCUAUUACUGUCUGAAAGGACAGUCAACUCUAGGCAAUGAGAUGUCUGACUUGCGUUCUGUCCUGCAGGAGAGAGACUCUGCAGCUUAGAGGAAGGAACCCCUGGAAGCGGCACCUACACCCGUCAUGGUUCGAUCUAUGCCUCCCUGGCUGGUUGUCUCAUGAAGAAAAGUGAGAAUGGCAUGGUGAGAUUGAAGCAACCUCUGGGCAACAGUAUGAGGGGGUGGUGUAGUGGGAAUUGCAAGGACUGAAUGCUUUGAUGUGAGCAGUGCUAGUUCAUAGUGUAGGACCAAGAGAGGAACCAAGUUGGGGAGGUGGGGAGUGCAUAACUGUGACCUUGGAUGAGUCAACAUAGCUCAGUUGGUUAGAGCAUGGUCUGAUAAUGGCAAAGUUACAGGUUCAAUCUCCAUAUGGGACAGCUGCAUAUUCCUGCAUUGCAGUGGGUUGGACUAGAUGAUCCUCAGGGUCUUUUCCAACUCUACAGUAUGAUUCUGUGAAUAGCUGUGGAGCUGUUCUGGGUCUCACAGAUUCUUGACUGGAGGUGGGUCUGUGCAAGAAGGCGGGUGAGCUUCAUGUCAUGUGAACUGGAUGGUGCAUAAUCAUGACACUCUAUAAAGCCUGAAAUGUAUCCUGUGGCACCUGUAGUGAUUAGAUGCCUACAUUUAUGUUUUCCUGUGAAUCGCCCUGAGACCUGUGGAUAUAGGGCGAUAUACAAAUUUAAUAAAUAUUAACAACAACAACAAGUGUAUGAUCAGCUGGUAAUCCAGAAGAAGUGUUGAGACAUGGUUAUCUUAUAGUGUCAUCCUAACACUUGUAAGUCAGUAGUUUUCAACCAUGAGUCCCCCAGAUUUGUUGAACUACACCUAUUAUCCCUGGCCAUUGGCUAAACUGGAUGGGGUUGAUGGGAGUUUUAGUCCAUCCACACCUGAGGACCUGUGGUUGAUGAGCACUGCUCUAAAGCAAUGCGUCAAAUCAUUACUAGUCUUCUUUGCUUCUCUUUAGCUCCCAGUGGUUUCUGUGAUGAGGGACGUGGAAUCUCAGCUUCUUCCUGAUGUGGGAGCUACAGUGACGUGCAAGGUAACCUCAUUUCUAUCUUGGCACAGUAGAAUUGUCUUUCAUUCAUCUACUGGUGGGCCAAGGAAAGCAACAGGUUUGGCUGUGAACCAGAUAUAGAAGCUGUUUGCCACAAGCCUGACAAUUGCAGCUGAGCAAUGCUUUCUACAUCUUUUUAUGUGGUGUCUGAUUAGGGCCUGAGAGACCAGGGUUCAAAUCCCUACUCAGGCAUGAAGUUCACUGGGUGAUCUUGAGCUAGUCACCAACUCUUCGCCUCCCUUAUCUCACUGGGUUGUUAUGAGGAUAAUAUGGAGAGGAGAAUCAUGUUUGCCACCUUGACUAGCUUUGCAGGGAAAUGUGGGAUAUAAAUGUCUUGAUAUAUAAUAAAAUGGCAUGGAUGUUUUCACACAGCAGUUUGCUUGGCUUGUGGCACUGCAAACUACAGUGUGACAACAGACUUCUGAGAGCUACUUGCCCAUCACAGCAGUGUUGGGAGAUGAGACAAAGCUGGUAGGAGGAGAGAGAUGGAGGCAGGUGUCUGGCCCAGUCGAACCAUGGAAGAAUGGCCAGGAAGGGCUAGGCAGCAGCCCAGCAACCAUCCUGCUCUGCUGCUGCCUGUCUCUCCAGUAACACCAUUUCGGCCUUAGCAACAUCAGAGGAUAAGAGAAUUGGAGGCGGGGAAGCCUAGGUGAGCUGAGGGCAAACUAAUGGGAGCAGGUAGUGGUGGUUUGAUGUGCUCUAAUGGGAGGGGUUGACUUGGUGAGGCAUAAGAGGAGGGGGGUUGACAAGUGGGUGGGUGCAGCUGGCAAGUGCAGUGAGCAGGAGCUCAGCCCCUAGUAAUAAAUAUCAGGGCUCUUGGUCUGUUCAGCCCCCGAAUACCAGAAGCCCAAGUUCCUUCAUUAGCGAGUCCAGUAUAAACCUUGCAAGCAUUGCUCUCGCCAGAACAGUGUUGUUGAUGGAAAGGAAGAAACACGUACUUCAUCUCAAAAACUAGCUUUCAUUUUUUUUCUCCACAGAGCAGAAAGCAUCAUCAACUGCAAUCCUAAAAUUACUUUUGUUACUUAGAAAAGUGGGAGGGGGAAUUGGUGAGGCAUUGAAGUUACUGUUCCCUGUGAUUACAGUGGUACCUCAGGUUACAGAUGCUACAGAUUACAUAUGCUUCAGGUUACAGACUCCGCUAACCCAGAAAUAGUGCUUCAGGUUAAGAACUUUGCUUCAGGAUGAGAACAGAAAUCGUGCUCCGGCGGUGCAGCAGCAGCAGGAGGCCCCAUUAGCUAAAGUGGUGCUUCAGGUUAAGAACAGUUUCAGGUUAAGAACGGACCUCCGGAACGAAUUAAGUACUUAACCCGAGGUACCACUGUACUCUGUUCGAUUUGUUUAAUCUGAAAUUCAGUUAUGGUUUUCUCUCCCCUUUUUCCCACCCCCAAUAUUCCCACCCAGGUUUGCAGCAUUAACUCUCGUUUUGCCAAGGUGCACAUCUUGUAUGUCGGCUCUACACCAUUAAAAUCCCCAUUCCGUGGAACUAUCCGGUAGGAAGACAACUUUCUUGUGGGGGCUUCUUCUGAGGUGUUGGAUGUCUGCACUUUUAGAGAGGAGAGAAGGCCAACCAUUAUAAAUAUUUUGUUUUACUCUCAUCAUUAGCACUUGAGUGCUAGUGGGAAUUGUUUUAUUAUAUUUAUGUUCCUUUCAUUUAUAUAAUUUUGUUGUGGAACCCAAGGCAGUGUUUGGAUCCCUGGCAGUCAUCCAUCUAGGUACUAGCAAGACCCAGAUCUACUUCAUUCAGUAAGGUGCUUGGCCUCAUGUUCAGACUUUUUGGUUUUUCAACUAAACUAGCUAACCCUUCCUCCAAAGGCUGCUUCUUCUUUGGCAAUCGCUCAUAGCCAAGUCAGUAUAGUCAGUUUUCUUUUAGGGGAGGGAGAGGAGGACUAUGGUGAACUCUUACAUUCUUUUCUCCUGCUGCAGGAGAGAAGAUGUCAGAGCUACAGAGAAAGACAAGGUCAGUGGAAUAAACAUUUUGGUUACAUGUGAUGGGAAUAGGUAGUAUACCUAAUGCGCAUAGCCAGGAGCAUUUCUUCCUGGCACGAAUACAUACAUGUGUGUGAUGGACUAGGACAUGGGAGACUUUGAAGCCCACUGGGUGACCUUGGGCUAGUCACCAUCUCUCUGCCUAACCUACCUCACAGGGUUGCCGUGAAGACAGUAUUGAGAGGGGGACAAGUGGGUUUGCCACCUUGAGCUCACUGGAGAAAACCGUGUGAUAAAAAAAUAAUAAAAUCACUACUGCUCUUGGGGAAACUUACCUGAGGAAAAGCAAAACCUUGUGGGGGCAAGAGGACAUUUAGCAAUGCCUCUUUUUGUACAUUUGUUGAAGAAAAGGCUUGUGAUUUCUGGAUAAAGGACAUCUUAGCACAAGAUCUGAUGGAUGUCCUCUUCAUGUUCAAAUCGGCCAUGUUUCACUGCACACUUUCCCUCGAAGUUGUCUCAGUAUUUUGCUUUUCACACUUUCUCUUUCCUUCCCACCUCAUGCAUGGUGACAGGUAGAGGUUUACAAGAGUUUCCGCCCAGGAGAUAUUGUUUUGGCCAAAGUUGUAUCCUUUUCUUGUGUCUGCCUUUAUGUGCUGUGUAUGUAUGUGCUAGCGGGAAGAGAAAUCUUUAGGCAUUGCACCUUAACUCAACCUGUGGGGCUAGAUCUCUCUGGGUGAUGCACAGUCCAACUAUUUGCUGACAACAGCGGAAAAUGAGCUGGGGGUAGUGGUGGCUCACAGUGAAGCAGGUAAGACCAGUCUUGUUCCAAGCCGGUUGUACAUAAUGCUGAAAUCUACUGAACAUGCCAACAUAUUCUGGACCGCUUAAAUGUAUGGUUAAGGAAGAAGCCUUAGUAACAUCACUACUGAGGGAAGACAUUCUGUAAUAUAGAAUAUCCACUUAGGUGUUAUUCUACCAUAACUGUGUAAAGUGAAAAGGGCAGUUUAUGGAUGCAGUAACUAAAUUUCAGAGAGCCAGGUAGUGGUAUUUUAUUUUAUUUAUAUACCACCCUAUAUCUGGGGGUCUCAGUGUGGUCGCAAGGCACCUUUAAUGAGUGGAGGAAUCUUUCUUUCCCUGGGAAGGGUGUCUGUGUAACUAUGGAUGUUCUGAUUUCAGGAGUACAGAUGGUGCCAAUCAGCUGGUGUGAAAUGCAGUGCCCCAGUACACAUAGCAAGGAACUGCGCAAGGUAGCCAGAGUACAGCCCCAGUUUCUGCAGACGUAGUGACUGGUGUAUGCCCAAAGAUGCACAGCAAGUACAUGAAAGGCUUUGCUGCAGCUUGCAAGCUUAGAGGGGCAUGGAAGCAGCCUCCUUUGCUGUUGCUGUGAAUGGACCUUAUGAGUGUGCAAAACAGAGCUGGGCUACUUUGGCUUCUAGAAUGGUCUGAGAAAGAAAAGUUGAUGACAACUCCGGAUUCCUCUUACUGUUUUAUAAACCAACCAACUCUUACCUGUUGUCCCUGUCUUUUCUGCCUGAUUUUAAUCUUAACACCUGGUAAAGGACAAAUAAAACUGUCUUCCAUUCUUCCUUUCUGAGCCAUAAGCAGUACUGUUUUUUAUUUUUAAUAAAUACCACCUAUAGGCAGUAUAAAAGCUUUUCUCUAGAGGUGGUUAACUUCCUCCUUUGAACUUGGAUACAUUCAGUCCUGGGACGCGGGUGGCGCUGUGGUCUAAACCACUGAGCCGAAGGCUUGCCGAUCGGAAGGUCAGCAGUUCGAAUCCCCGUGACAGAGUGAGCUCCCGUUGCUCAGUCCCAGCUCCUGCCCACCUAGCAGUUCAAAAGCACGUCAAAGUGCAAGUAGAUAAACAGGUACUGCUCCAGCGGGAAGAUAAAUGUGUGCUGCUCUGGUUUGCCAGAAGCGGCUUAGUCAUGCUGGCCACAUGACCCAGAAGCUGUACGCCAGCUCCCUCGGCCAAUAAAGCCCAGAGUAGUCCACGACUGGACUUAACGGUCAGGGGCCCCUUUACCUUUUUUACAUUCAGUCCUAGAUAGUUUGAUCUAGUGAACCCCCUGCCCUUGUUGGAGGAUAUGUUAUUGGAGAAGCAAGGGUAGUGAUUAGGUGUGCAGGAUCCCAGGCAGUGCCCAAGUUCUGAAGUAGAUAGCUCCAAGGCACUCGAGGGGGAGAACCAAAGGAAUGAAUGCCUACUCACAAACAAAGGAAAUUUGAUAUUGUUCCUAUCUAAACAUUAAUGUUUGAAUGUAAGUAAACCAGGAUUGACCUUUGUGUUCCCUCCUAUUACUCUUGUGUUCACAUUUUCUGUAUACAGUACUGGCUUAUGUUCAGUAUCCACAGUAUUGAAAUGUUUUGACAUUCCCAUGUAAACUAGUAGCCAAAUCU
Molecule: messenger RNA, 6928 nt
Organism: Podarcis lilfordi (Lilford's wall lizard)
Lineage: Eukaryota; Metazoa; Chordata; Lepidosauria; Squamata; Lacertidae
Source: the annotation of a GenBank genome assembly